AUUUUCAAACUCCAAACCAAAUCAUAAAUCAAUUUUUUUUUGUCAGGAUUCUUCAAUUUGAUUUGAUAGUUUGAUACGUACAACCUAUUCUUUUUAACAUAUAAAAUGGGUGAUUUCCAAGAGCAGCAGCUUGUUGAAUAAAAAUAUAAAUACGAUAGUAAAGUCUAAACACAUGGAGUUCUUUUUUUUCAUAGACAUGUCUACAAACAGCUGAUGAGCAUUACGGAAAAAUAGAGAUUUGAGAGAGUAGAUAUGGCAGCCUGUGCUAGCAUAGGAGGGUGUCCAAGUGACUACGUAGCGUUUUCAACUGCUCUACUGUCCAUGAUCUUACUUCUCCUGAAAGCGACAUUACCUUACAUAAUUCACAAGAUUCCUAGGCCCAAAGGAAGUAGCUUUUGGCUUGUGGCAAUUCAAGUUUUUGCAAGCUUAAAUCUGUUGUUGUCCAUUGUGAUGGCCCUCAAUUUUCUAAAGUUCAGAAAGAGACAUUGGUGGAGGUCUUGCUAUCUUUGGGCAGUCUGGAUAGAAGGUCCACUUGGAUUUGGUUUGCUGUUGAGCUGCCGUAUUACACAGAUGUUCCAGCUAUAUUAUAUAUUUGUGAAGAGACGUCUGCCACCUAUUAGAUCCUAUAUUUUUCUUCUGCUGAUUCUCUUGCCGUGGAUAGUUCUUGCUGCCAUUAUUCAUAUAAGAAAGCCUCUAAAUUACUGGUGCCACAUGGGGACUCGGUGGAUCAUACCUGUUAUGGGCCUUCAUGCAUUAUAUGUUGUAGCUUUGAUUGCUUUUACGGGGGCUAUGCAUCAUGUGGAAUUCAGAUUUCAUGAACUCAAAGAUCUUUGGAGAGGAAUUCUAGUCUCUGCAGCGUCCAUUGGAAUAUGGGUGGCUGCUUAUGUUAUGAAUGAGGUUCGCGAGGAUAUUUCAUGGCUAGAAAUUGCAUCCAGAUUUUUGUUAUUAGUUAUGACAAGUGUCCUUGUGCUGGCAUUCUUCUCCUUCUCAAUUUCUCAACCUCUUGUCUCACUUAUGAGCUUGAGAAAGAAGGAUGAGAAGGAAUACAAGACAAUGAGUCAGGCAUUAGGCAUAUCUGAUAGCGGGAUCCUAUUACAGAGGGAAUCAUCAAGCAUUCUAGAUCCCAAUGAACCGUUGGAUAAGCUCCUGCUAAACCGAAGGUUCCGUCAGUCCUUCAUGGAAUUUGCAGACAGUUGUCUGGCUGGAGAGAGUGUGCAUUUCCUUGAUGAAGUGCAACAUUUUGAUAAAAUUCCUGUUCAAGAUUCAGUUAGGAGGAUUUACAUGGCACGCCACAUAAUAGAGAAGUAUAUAGCUGCAGGAGCACCAAUGGAAGUCAACAUUUCUCACCGGAUCCGGCAGGAAAUUUUGAGUACUACUGAUCUCUCCCACACCGAUCUCUUCAAAAAUGCUUUAGGUGAACUGAUGCAGCUAAUGAAACUGAAUUUAGCAAAAGAUUACUGGUCAUCAAUGUACUUCAUGAAGCUGGAAGAGGAUAUCCGCAUGGGAGCAGUUGAUCCAGAGAUGGAACAUGCUAGUGGUUGGAAUUUUUCCCCAAGAUUGAGUUCUGUCCAUUGCAGUGAUGACCCUUUCCAGCAUGAACAUAGCCCCAGAAAUUCUGGAUGUCACAAUCAUGAUUCAGAAUUGCAAUGACAAAACAUGUGAGUGGGGUCAUGACUUCCCAACUUGAUGAGUUGCAUAUAUUUGGCAGUGAACAGGAAGGCCCUAAAGAAUCCAGCAUAUCCUAAUGGAUUGAGCCAAAGAGACGUGAUAUUCAUCUUCACAUGAUGGGAGCUCCAGCUGCCUCAUUCUCCUGUUCCUAAAUGAUAGGAGUCUUCAAGACCAAAUUUGCUGUGUGGUGUUGCCUUCUGUUUGGACCUUAAGGAGUAACGACAAGAUCAUCAUGUCAAAGUACUGCGCGUUGGCUGUCAUGGAAGUGGGCUUCUUGUAUUAAAUAGAGGAAACUUUGUUGUCACUUGUGGGUGCCAAUUUAUGCUGGCUGGUAGAUUCAACAAUGAAUGAGGACAUAUACUUGUGGUUAUUUAGCGUACUUAUGUAUCUAAUUGGAACAUCCGUGGUGUAGCUACUAGACUUGUAAUAUAACUCAACACGUGAAAAACUUUGAUAUCCAUUGUUGUCUUAAGUUGUGAAA
This is a messenger RNA of Capsicum annuum, 2149 nucleotides long. RefSeq names its product regulator of G-protein signaling 1. The transcript is spliced from 11 exons. Bases 253 to 1650 code for a protein of 465 amino acids. NCBI's taxonomy places the organism in Eukaryota, Viridiplantae, Streptophyta, Magnoliopsida, Solanales, Solanaceae. The record is from RefSeq and is a predicted model, not a curated record.